AUGGCUACACCACAGUCCACGACGUCGUACCAAGGCGAGGCCGCCGGCGAGGGCAAGCAACUCGAGCAAAUCACGUUUCGCUUCUGCUCCGAGUGCUCCAAUAUGCUGUACCCCAAGGAGGACGAGGAGGCGCACAAGCUGCAAUUUACCUGCCGCACCUGCCAGUACACCGAGGAGGCGCGCUCUACGUGCGUCUUCCGCAACAUUCUCAACAACUCGGCCGGCGAGACGGCCGGCGUCACCCAAGACGUCGGCGCAGACCCCACGGUUAGUGACUACAACCUCCAACUCUGUCUUCACUGCGGCGUGGCCAUCUGCUGCAGCAGAUGCGGCGCCGCGAGCCCCGACGUAAACGAGGUGGUGAAGCGCGCACGCGCUGCCAGCGAUGGGGACGCGGAUUACAUGGAGGUGUUUGCUACGAAUUUGGCCUGGACCGAGGCGGAUCUUUUUGAUGAGUUUGGAGACGAGACCACCAUCGAUUUUACGCAUGGCUUCUGGGCCGACAACAAUGUCGAUCUGGGGCAUGGUUCCCCUGCGGAAGGCACGGACUCGGCAUCCGCAGGGAGCGAAUUCUCCUCUGAGACGACAACCGGCUGA
Molecule: messenger RNA, 597 nt
Organism: Beauveria bassiana ARSEF 2860
Lineage: Eukaryota; Fungi; Ascomycota; Sordariomycetes; Hypocreales; Cordycipitaceae
Product: RNA polymerase M/15 kDa subunit
Exons: 1
Coding region: 1-597 (198 amino acids)
Biological process (GO): DNA-templated transcription; transcription initiation at RNA polymerase II promoter; maintenance of transcriptional fidelity during transcription elongation by RNA polymerase II
Cellular component (GO): RNA polymerase II, core complex
Molecular function (GO): DNA-directed RNA polymerase activity
Source: RefSeq, a predicted model, not a curated record